UUGGGCGGGACAUGGUUGCUGUACCGGAGCGACAGCCAGCCAGAUUGCACAUCUAAUGUUUGUUAGUUAUAACCAACCGGUUUAACAAUGUCCGUGGUGGUUGUGAACACGCGGGGCUGGGUUUUAGAUGCACGCGCACUAAUCGAUCAGGGGUAUUCGCGUUGCAUCAGACUGAGAGAUGAUAAUCAGAAAUUACACGUAAAGUGUCUUUUCAAAAGGCAUUGUUUUCAGAUUUUAAAGAGCCAUUACAGUGAGAGUGCUGCUGUGGAUGGAGGAAACGCCGAUGUGUUGCAGAAAGCAGACAAACCAUCAAAGAAAAGAAAACGAAAACACGUCGAACUCAACCAGGGGGAAAUCGAUUCACAGGCCUUCCAUGAGAAGAUCAGGUCUGUCGUCCUGGAGGGAACCAAGUCUUUGCUGGAUUCGGCCCGAUCCCUCGGAUAUCUGACCGGAGCGACAGACUCAGUGCAGGAGCCUCUCCCCUCUCAGGAGUGCAGCCUGGCGGCUCUCUGUGAAAUGGCUAAAGAGCUUCCUCUAGUGGACGAUGAGGAGCAGGAGUGGGUUCAGCCACUUGUUGCUGAAGACGGCUGUACCUCACAUGUGGACUUGUUCUCUCGGGUUACAGAGAACAGGGCGGACUGGGCUGCAGUGGUCACACUGAUGGGAGAAGAAUAUGUAAUACCACCACACACAGCCUUUCUGCUGUCUGAUUUCACAAGAACACAGCCCCUCGUCCACUAUGGAAGAAGGUUUGACCUGAUAGUUUUGGAUCCACCGUGGGAAAACAAGUCUGUGAAAAGGAGUCGCAGGUACAGUUCUUUGCCCUCAUCCCAACUCAAACGGCUCUCUAUGCCGCAGCUGGCCUCCCCGAACUGUUUAGUGGUCACCUGGGUCACAAACCGGCCGAGCCACCUACGCUUCGUCCGUGAUGAGCUGUAUCCUCACUGGGGAGUGGAAGUUUUGGCCGAAUGGUUCUGGGUCAAGGUGACCACAUCUGGACAGUUUGUGUUUCCUCUGGAUUCACAUCAUAAGAAGCCUUAUGAAGUGCUGGUGCUGGGUCGAUAUCGCUCCUCUGCUGAUAACUCCAAAAGCUCUGCAGAGACGUCAGAGGUUCCUGUGGAGGAUCAGCGUUUGAUUGUCAGCGUCCCGUCAGCUCUUCACUCCCAGAAGCCCUCACUCUCGGAGGUGUUGAAGCCCUACAUCAAACCAGAAGCCAAGUGCUUGGAGCUAUUUGCCCGAAAUCUUCAACCUGGAUGGACCAGCUGGGGCAAUGAAGUGCUCAAAUUUCAGCACACGAGCUAUUUCACUUUGACGCCAGCAGAUGACGGAGCAGACAUCCCUAAAGACGAGGCUGCAGAUGACCUCGCAGACAAACCCACCGUCACCGCAGCGUCGAGCUCACCUGCAGAGUCCUCUCCUCCCCGUCACUGUCCCACCGCUGCGGACUCAUGACCAACCUUUGACAAGUGCCACAUCACUAUUUGUGUGUUUUCAAUAAAGAUUCAACACCAGAAUACUUCUGCACCAGUUUCUUUUGAUCUGUACAUCUCAUGCACCUUUGAUUUGAUUUGGGGGGGUCUAGGUACAUUUUUAAAUGAAUCACAGGGCUUAUGAUGCAUGUGGUGAGAUGAAAGUGCAUUUUUGUGUAGCUGUGUUUUUAACU
Molecule: messenger RNA, 1663 nt
Organism: Plectropomus leopardus (leopard coralgrouper)
Lineage: Eukaryota; Metazoa; Chordata; Actinopteri; Perciformes; Serranidae
Gene: mettl4
Product: methyltransferase 4, N6-adenosine
Biological process (GO): methylation
Cellular component (GO): cytosol; nucleus
Molecular function (GO): site-specific DNA-methyltransferase (adenine-specific) activity; RNA methyltransferase activity; nucleic acid binding
Source: RefSeq, a predicted model, not a curated record